AUGGGGGACAUCCUGGGGCUGGGAGACCAUGGUGGGCACCAUGUGGUUGGGGCCGUGGUGGACACCGUGGGGCUGGUAGACUCUGAUGGGCACCAUGGGGCAGACAGGGAGGUGCGGAUGCCCUCGGGGAAGACGGCGCGACCCAACAUCACCGACAACAAGGAUGGGACGGUGACGGUGCGCUACGCCCCCACCGAGAAGGGGCUGCACGAAAUGGACAUCCGCUACGACGGCAACCACAUCCCCGGGAGUCCCCUCCAGUUCUACGUGGACGCCAUCAACCCCCGGCACGUGAGCGCCUACGGGCCGGGGCUGAGCCACGGCAUGGUCAACAAGCCCUGCACCUUCACCAUCGUCACCAAGGAUGCCGGUGAGGGUGGGCUGUCGUUGGCUGUGGAGGGUCCCUCCAAGGCGGAGAUCACCUGCCAGGACAACAAGGAUGGGACCUGCACCGUAUCCUACCUGCCCACCGCCCCCGGGGACUACAACAUCAUCGUCCGCUUCGAUGACAAGCACAUCCCCGGCAGUCCCUUCACCGCUAAGAUCACAGGGGACGACUCCAUGCGGACGUCGCAGCUGAACGUGGGCACCUCAACGGACGUGUCGCUGAAGAUCACGGAGACGGACCUGAGCCUGCUGACGGCCAGCAUCCGCGCGCCCUCGGGCAACGAGGAGCGCCUGCCCAACCGCCACAUCGGCAUCUCCUUCACGCCCAAAGAGGUGGGCGAGCACGUGGUGAGCGUGAAGAAGAGCGGGCAGCACGUCACCAACAGCCCCUUCAAGAUCCUGGUGGGACAGUCGGAGAUCGGGGACGCCAGCCGCGUGAAGGUGUGGGGCAAGGGGCUGGUGGAGGGACACACCUUUGAGGUGGCCGAGUUCAUCGUGGACACGCGCAGCGCCG
Pterocles gutturalis (yellow-throated sandgrouse) is the source of this 901-nucleotide messenger RNA. Its product is annotated as filamin-C-like. NCBI's taxonomy places the organism in Eukaryota, Metazoa, Chordata, Aves, Pterocliformes, Pteroclidae. Gene Ontology annotation, molecular function: actin filament binding. The record is from RefSeq and is a predicted model, not a curated record. Gene Ontology annotation, biological process: actin cytoskeleton organization.